AGAGCCGGAGCCCAGAAAUCCGGGGGCGGAUAAGACUCCGCGUCCCUUCCAAUUCCCGUAAGCACCCCUUGCUCCAUCCUGCGCCCAAAUACCUCAGCUAGCCCCUCUCCCCACUCUUUACACUCCAAACUCAGCCGGGACAGACCUCCGCAGCCACCGCUCCCCACCCCACAGGAGAAGCUCAGAGGUCCUGUCCCCCUUUCCUCUGAGGGACUCUUUUUGGUGACCACAAAAGGAUUUGAUCACUCAGGACAAAGCUAGCGGAGGAGCUCUGGACGACGGCUGGAGGCCAACAGUCCCUACAGGUGGUGCCCAGGGUGAUGUACUGACAAUGAGCGGGUGUUUUCCAGUUGCUGGCCUGCGAUGCCUGUCUAGGGUAUGUCGUGGCCUGGUGUGGGAGGCUCCGACUUCCCCAAGCCCCGCUGCUUCUCCUGCUGCCCGCUUGCUUCGGACUCUGGCAGAAACCCCACCUGCUGACAAGUUCCUCCCAGGGAAUUGGUCUUGGAUGUGCCAGCGCCUCUGGCCGUGGCCCGCUAACCAGCCUCUCCCCGGCCGGUUCCCGCCGCGCCCCCUCUCGCUUGCUCCCUCCUCCUCCUCCUGCUCCUCUCUCCCCUGCUCCCAGGACAGCGGGAUGGCUGCGCAGGGCGCACCGCGCUUCCUCCUGACCUUCGACUUUGACGAGACUAUCGUGGAUGAAAACAGCGACGACUCCAUCGUGCGCGCCGCGCCGGGCCAGCGACUGCCUGAGAGCCUGCGUGCCACCUACCGCGAGGGCUUCUACAACGAGUACAUGCAGCGCGUCUUCCAGUACCUGGGCGAGCAGGGCGUGCGGCCGCGGGACCUGCGCGCCAUCUACGAGGCCAUCCCCCUGUCGCCCGGCAUGGGCGAGCUGCUGCAGUUUGUGGCCAAGCAGGGCGCCUGCUUUGAGGUUAUUCUUAUCUCAGACGCCAACACCUUUGGCGUGGAGAGUGCGCUGCGCGCCGCCGGCCACCACGGCCUGUUCCGCCGCAUCUUCAGCAACCCGUCGGGGCCAGACGCUCGGGGGCUGCUGGCGCUGCGGCCCUUCCACGCGCACAGCUGCGCUCGCUGCCCCGCCAACAUGUGCAAGCACAAGGUGCUCAGCGACUACCUGCGCGAGCGGGCCCACGACGGCGUGCACUUCGAGCGCCUUUUCUACGUGGGCGACGGCGCCAACGACUUCUGCCCCAUGGGGGUGCUGGCAGAAGGCGACGUGGCCUUCCCGCGCCGCGGCUACCCCAUGCACCGCCUUAUCCAGGAGGCGCAGAAGGCUGAGCCCAGCUCCUUCCGCGCCAGGGUGGUGCCCUGGGAAACCGCCACCGAAGUGCGCCUCCAUUUGCAACAGGUGCUGAAGACGUGCUGA
Eubalaena glacialis (North Atlantic right whale) is the source of this 1381-nucleotide messenger RNA. It is a transcript of the gene PHOSPHO1, whose product is annotated as phosphoethanolamine/phosphocholine phosphatase 1. Gene Ontology annotation, molecular function: phosphatase activity. NCBI's taxonomy places the organism in Eukaryota, Metazoa, Chordata, Mammalia, Artiodactyla, Balaenidae. The transcript has 5 exons. Gene Ontology annotation, biological process: bone mineralization involved in bone maturation. The record is from RefSeq and is a predicted model, not a curated record. Bases 332 to 1381 code for a protein of 349 amino acids.